Messenger RNA from Emys orbicularis (European pond turtle), 1101 nucleotides. RefSeq names its product doublecortin (gene DCX). Gene Ontology annotation, molecular function: microtubule binding. The record is from RefSeq and is a predicted model, not a curated record. The coding region runs from base 4 to 1101 and encodes 365 amino acids. Gene Ontology annotation, biological process: retina development in camera-type eye; intracellular signal transduction; axoneme assembly. Gene Ontology annotation, cellular component: neuron projection; microtubule; microtubule organizing center. Lineage: Eukaryota; Metazoa; Chordata; Testudines; Emydidae. The transcript has 6 exons.
ACUAUGGAACUUGAUUUUGGACACUUUGACGAAAGAGAUAAGACGUCCAGAAACAUGCGAGGCUCACGUAUGAAUGGAUUGCCCAGCCCCACUCACAGUGCUCACUGUAGCUUCUACCGAACCAGGACCUUACAGGCACUGAGUAAUGAGAAGAAAGCAAAGAAGGUGCGUUUCUAUCGCAAUGGGGACCGCUACUUCAAGGGGAUUGUGUAUGCCGUGUCCUCCGACCGCUUCCGAAGCUUUGAUGCUUUGCUGGCUGACCUGACCCGUUCUCUGUCUGAUAACAUUAACCUGCCUCAGGGAGUUCGCUACAUCUACACCAUCGAUGGGACCAGAAAGAUUGGGAGCAUGGAUGAACUGGAAGAAGGGGAAAGCUAUGUCUGUUCAUCUGACAACUUCUUCAAGAAGGUGGAGUAUACCAAGAAUGUUAAUCCCAACUGGUCUGUCAAUGUGAAGACAUCGGCCAACCUGAAAGCACCUCAGUCUCUGGCCAGCAGCAACAGUGCCCAGGCAAGGGAGAACAAGGAUUUUGUGCGUCCCAAGCUGGUGACCAUCAUCCGCAGUGGGGUGAAGCCCCGAAAGGCUGUUCGCGUGCUCCUGAACAAGAAGACUGCACAUUCGUUUGAGCAAGUUCUCACCGAUAUCACUGAAGCUAUAAAACUGGAGACAGGUGUGGUCAAAAAGCUGUAUACCCUGGAUGGGAAACAGGUGACCUGUCUCCACGAUUUCUUUGGGGAUGAUGAUGUGUUUAUUGCCUGUGGUCCGGAAAAAUUCCGCUAUGCACAGGAUGACUUUUCUCUGGAUGAAAACGAGUGCCGUGUAAUGAAAGGGAAUCCUCCGACCACUCCAGGCAGCAAGUCGUCCCCAACCCCUCAGAAGAGCUCAGCAAAGAGUCCAGCCCCCAUGCGCCGGAGCAAGUCUCCAGCCGAUUCAGGUAACCAUCAAGAUGCAAAUGGAACAUCAAGCAGUCAGCUGUCUACACCCAAAUCCAAGCAGUCUCCAAUCUCCACACCUACCAGUCCAGGGAGCCUCCGUAAGCACAAGGACUUGUACCUGCCUCUGUCCUUGGAUGACUCUGAUUCCCUUGGAGAUUCCAUGUAA